AUGGAUGCUCCUCUCUCUUGUGCGGUGCGGGGCAGUCGAGGGCGUAUUCUUAACCGAUUUGUUGAUCGCCAUGCUCGGCUACUCUCUGUUGUUGCGCUUAUGGGUUCAGGAGCUGUUGCGUCUGAUGGUGCAGCGCAGUGCCUGCCUGCCAUCGCUGGUGGUCUUCUCGCCGCUUCAGAUCUAUCACCAUGUCGAUCAAGGCACGUCCGCAGAGGCAGAGAAUCAAGACUGCACCAACAACACGUGGCUAUUCGUCCUGCGAGAUCCCUUAAUCGGGGUGUUGCCAGAAGGCAUCCUAGGCAGCAGCGGCAAGAGCAGCAGCAACAAGAUGCGAGCCCGGCCACCCUGAGCCGCUCAGAGGCGGCUAAGGAGCAUGUGCGUGCCGUUACGCGCGAUUACAGGGUGGCCCCUCGCCUUGACUACCGGACAGUUGCGGGUGUGGAGGGGCCCCUGGUGGUACUGGAUGACGUGAAAUUUCCCAAAUACUCGGAGAUCGUCACUAUCCACUUAGGGGAUGGAAGCGUUAGGGAAGGGCAGGUGCUGGAGAUCAAGGGUCGUAGGGCAGUGGUUCAAGUGUUUGAGGGCACCUCGGGCAUCGACAACCGUCACUGCCAUGCCGAGUUUAGAGGCGAUGUUCUCAAGAUGCCGAUUUCCGAGGAAAUGCUAGGUCGGGCAUUUAACGGCAGUGGCAAGCCAAUCGACAGGGGCCCCAAGGUGCUGGCGGAGGACUUCUUGGAUAUUAAUGGCUUCCCGAUCAAUCCUCAGUGCCGUGUGUACCCCAGAGAAAUGAUUCAAACCGGCAUCAGCACCAUCGACGUCAUGAAUUCAGUCGUCAGAGGGCAGAAGAUUCCGCUGUUUUCAGCCGCUGGUCUCCCGCACAACGAGAUUGGAGCCCAGAUAUGCAGACAAGCCAGCCUUGUGGCGGGCAAAGACGUCCUCGAUCACUCGAACGAAAACUUUGCAGUCGUGUUUGGCGCCAUGGGGGUGAACAUGGAAACCGCGCGCUUUUUCAGACAGGAUUUCGAAGAGAAUGGCAGCAUGGAACGCGUGGCACUGUUCCUGAAUCUUGCCAAUGACCCGACUAUCGAGCGGAUCAUCACUCCGAGGCUGGCCCUUACGACAGCGGAGUACUUGGCAUUCGAAAGAGAAAUGCACGUCUUCGUCAUUCUUACAGACAUGUCCGCUUAUGCUGAUGCGCUGCGCGAGGUCUCCGCCGCCAGGGAGGAAGUGCCUGGUCGCCGCGGGUACCCCGGAUACAUGUACACGGAUUUGUCAACGAUUUAUGAAAGGGCUGGACGGGUAGAGGGCCGCAAUGGUUCUAUCACACAGUUCCCCAUUCUCACAAUGCCUAACGACGACAUUACUCAUCCCAUCCCAGAUCUGACGGGCUACAUUACUGAGGGGCAAAUCUUCGUGGACCGGUCGCUUCAUAACAGGCAGAUAUAUCCGCCGAUCAACGUUCUACCUUCCCUCAGUCGUCUCAUGAAGAGCGGAAUCGGAAAAGGGAUGACCAGGGAGGACCACCCUGCGGUGUCUGAUCAGUUGUAUGCCAACUAUGCCAUUGGCCAAGACACACGUGCCAUGAAGGCAGUAGUCGGCGAGGAGGCGUUGUCUGCCGACGACAUGCUCUACAUGGAGUUUACUGACAAGUUCGAGCGCCGCUUCCUGCAGCAGGGCCCGUAUGAGGGACGUGACAUCUUCCAAAGUCUGGACAUUGCCUGGGAGCUGCUUCGUACUUUCCCCGAAGAUAUGCUUAAGAAGAUCAAGGAAGAUCUUCUCAGGAAGUAUUACCCGCGAACCAAGUACAUGGAAACCCAGGAAAGCGACAAGCGACAAUCUCCGCAGGCCGCCGCGGGCUAG
Cyclospora cayetanensis is the source of this 1860-nucleotide messenger RNA. Its product is annotated as V-type proton ATPase subunit B. Bases 1 to 1860 code for a protein of 619 amino acids. The transcript has 5 exons. Gene Ontology annotation, biological process: proton transmembrane transport; ATP metabolic process. Gene Ontology annotation, cellular component: proton-transporting V-type ATPase, V1 domain. The record is from RefSeq and is a predicted model, not a curated record. Gene Ontology annotation, molecular function: ATP binding; proton-transporting ATPase activity, rotational mechanism. NCBI's taxonomy places the organism in Eukaryota, Apicomplexa, Conoidasida, Eucoccidiorida, Eimeriidae.